Teleopsis dalmanni is the source of this 357-nucleotide messenger RNA. RefSeq lists its product as uncharacterized. NCBI's taxonomy places the organism in Eukaryota, Metazoa, Arthropoda, Insecta, Diptera, Diopsidae. The record is from RefSeq and is a predicted model, not a curated record. The coding region runs from base 1 to 357 and encodes 118 amino acids. The transcript has a single exon.
AUGGCUGUAUGGUCACAAGCAGUAUGGUUACGAGUCGUAUGGUUACAAGUCGUAUGGUCACAAGUCGUAUGGUCACAAGUCGUAUGGUCAAAAGCCGUAUGGUCACAAGCCGUAUGGUCACAAGCCGUAUGGUCACAAGCCGUAUGGUCACCAGCCGUAUGGUCACAAGCUGUAUGGUCACAAGCCGUAUGGUUAUCAGCCGUGUUAUCACAAGUCGUAUGGUUACAAGCCGUAUGGUCACAAGUCGUAUGGCCACAAGUCGUAUGGUCACAAGUCGUAUGGUUAAAAGCCGUAUGGUUACAAGCCGUAUGGUCAGAAGCUGUAUGGUCACAAGCCGUAUGGUUAUCAGCCGUGUGA